UACAGAAGAUUUUCUCUGGGAACAAUGUCUGCCCGGCUUUCGUUGGUUCUGCUCGGGAUGGUGCUGUGCCACAUGGGAUUAUCCCAGUUAUUGGAUGAAAAGUGCCAUGACGAGACGGUCACAAAUAAAUUUUACUAUCAAACUGAUCUGGUUGACACUCCAUGGAUCGCAAGCAUAUACAAUAAUGAUGAAUUUAUUUGCCAUGGGACGCUUGUUCACAAACUCUUCGUCCUAACGACUGCGAGUUGCAUAGGGAAUAGAAGAAAUAUAUUUGUACGUUUGGGGGAGUACGAUAAGUCCUGCACUCCAUCGUACUGCAAUACCGUCGAUCAGUACGGAGUUGCGACGGCUAUUCAGCAUCGCGAUUUUGACCCCUACAAGGGCACAAACGAUAUACUUUUGCUAAGACUCUUCGGGGAAGUGGAAUACAAUGCCCAUAUCCGGCCAAUCUGCAUUAUCUUCGAUGACGUGGUUAGCUCAGGAACAAUUGCAAGAUUUAGAGCCUUCGGAUGGGGUGGACAUAGCCAAGAGCUGCAGACCAUAGAUCUGUAUCAUAAGGUUGAUACCGAUUGCCAGAGAAAUGGUAUGGUACGGCAACACAACCAGAUCUGUGCGGGCACAUUUUAUGGAGGCUUCUGUGAGGGAAUCCCUGGCGGUCCCGUGACGGCAGAUUUAUAUUACGGCGGAAAAAAACUGGAUGUACUGUUUGGGAUCGUGAGAUAUGGCAGACAUUUAUGCAGUUCGGCUAGCGUCUACACAAAAGUGACGGCCUACCAGGACUGGAUAUAUAAUAAUGUGCGAGGUGCCGAAACCAAGGCGGUUCAGGUUUUCAACGAGGAGUGCAGAACCAAUUGGACUGAGGAAGUUUUGGUUCGCCUUUGGGAGGUGUCUCUGAUUCAGAAUUCUUUCACAGGAGCGCUAGUAACAAACCAAUUUGUCGUGACUGUGGCCAGCGCUUUCCUUACCAAUCCCACUGUAAUAAAGGUAAAGACCAAACUUCAGCAGAGUCUUGAUGUGGAAUCGAUCCACCAGCACCCCCACUUUUCAUAUUCACCAGAAUCAGUAAGGAACAAUAUUGCUUUGCUUAAACUAACUGAGAAAGUUUCAAGCUCAGAUGCGGUAAAACCAAUCUGCAUUGUUAUGAACCCGAAGGCACCAAGGAAUUUAAUUGUACUUUUGAAUGUGAACCAGGAAGGUUUUAUGGGCGUUCAUAAGGAAAAUGUAGUCCCCGUCGAUAACUCGCUUUGCAGCCAAAAGAUAGGAAUGAUAGUUGGAACUAACCAAUUUUGUGUCGAGAAUCGGGGCGUUCUCAAGUAUCAGAAAUCUGGUUCAAUUGUAGGUACAUUUCAAAGUGUACGCGGUGUCAAUAGGUACGUUCUUAUCGGCAUAAUUAGCUUUUAUAAGAACGACCUGGUCGUUCUUACAAAUGUUCAAAAUCACGCGUAUUGGAUAAUGGAUACAGUUAAUAGUCUAGUCAUUUAAGAGUCUAGUCGUAAAAAGCUUUUACUUAAAGUAAAGGGAACAAAAACAAAACGGGCAGUAAAAAUAUAUCUGUAAUUUGCAUGGGAUAAACAACAUUUGAAUGUUGCAAUAAAUUUAAGAAUAUAUGGUCAAACUA
Drosophila suzukii is the source of this 1618-nucleotide messenger RNA. Its product is annotated as chymotrypsin-like protease CTRL-1. Gene Ontology annotation, molecular function: serine-type endopeptidase activity. Lineage: Eukaryota; Metazoa; Arthropoda; Insecta; Diptera; Drosophilidae. Gene Ontology annotation, biological process: proteolysis. The record is from RefSeq and is a predicted model, not a curated record.